Daktulosphaira vitifoliae (grape phylloxera) is the source of this 1791-nucleotide messenger RNA. RefSeq lists its product as uncharacterized. The record is from RefSeq and is a predicted model, not a curated record. Lineage: Eukaryota; Metazoa; Arthropoda; Insecta; Hemiptera; Phylloxeridae. The transcript has 5 exons. The coding region runs from base 752 to 1648 and encodes 298 amino acids.
UCUAGCGUAUUAACAUAUUAUGUUAAACAGUGUGUGUAUUCAGUCAUCUCUCUUUACACUAACAAAACAAUCGAAUCGUUAAAUUACUAUAGUGGCACACGUUUAAAGCGUAGAAAGUGAAUUUAAUUUAUUUCACCGAAUAACGUUAAUAUAAAAUCGUGCAGCCAAAGUUAUAAUUAUUCUAAUCGUAUGGCACAAUGAUAUUGGAUAUAGAUGAACAAAAGUUAGCGAUUUCAAGGGAUUUCCAAUAGACAACAGUCGUAAGAAGCAACUAAUGAGAUUGCAUCAGAUCGAUAGCCGUUGUAAAAUGUUGUCAAAAAGUAUGAGGAGGCCUGAACAGAACUUAGGUGGAUAGUCUCAUCUCAAAUGUACGCGAAGACAACAGGCGAGAAGAAAUAAUGUAGUAAGAAACGAGGAAGGCCUAAAAAAUAAAGUAUUUAAUGACGGCCGAACAACUUGUGCCAUAGCUAUUUUACCAGUCAUGUUUACAUGACGCUUCAACAGUGUAGAGACAUCAUUACUCAACUCUAAGUUGGACUCACGCAUAAAGAAAGAGUUUCUAACUCUAAACAGUCAAAAUCAUAACUGUCACGUAAAUACUGUGUGUUCAUGAAGCCUCUUCUCUGAACAAGAACUAUCACUUUCAUAAACGACCAUCGUUGUCAAGGCUUAUGGUUUGGGAUACAGUGUACAUGAUGAAUGGGCAAGCAAAGUCUAUUAUUGGCUGAAAGAUAUAGAACUGAAAGCCAAAAUGAGUGGAAACUCAUUUUAUGAUUUUUGUGCAUCUAACCAUAUUGUAGCAAAUGAUUCGGUUAGUAAUAUUAAAGGACAAACAAAAGAUUAUACUAAAAAUACAUAUGUCUUUGAAAAAUUUGGUGUAACAAAGAACAGAGAAAAUAUAAAUUUAACAUUAAAUAAGGAUGUUUGCCAUAUACUUGAUAAUUGCAAAGAAAGUGAAUGGGAUGAAGAAAAGUUUUUGGCUUCUAAACGGCAAAUUUUGCCUAGAAAAAUUGGCUUGACCAGGCAAAAUAAAAAACAAAAUCAUACAUUACAAAAGGAUGUUUGUUAUAUAUUUGAUAAUUGCAAUGGAAGUGAAUGGAAUGAAGAAAAGUUUUUGGUUUCUAAACGGCAAAUUUUGCCUAGACAAGUUGGCUUGACCACGCAAAGUAAAAAACAAAAUCAUAUAUUACAAAAGAAUGUUUGUCAUGUACUUGAUAAUUGCAAGGAAAGUGAAUGGGAUGAAGAAAAGUUUUUGGCUUCUAAACGGCAAAUUUUGCCUAGAAAAAUUGGCUUGACCAGGCAAAAUAAAAAACAAAAUCAUACAUUACAAAAGGAUGUUUGUUAUAUAUUUGAUAAUUGCAAUGGAAGUGAAUGGAAUGAAGAAAAGUUUUUGGUUUCUAAACGGCAAAUUUUGCCUAGAAAAGUUGGCUUGACCACGCAAAGUAAAAAAGAAAAUCAUAUAUUACAAAAGAAUGUUUGUCAUAUACUUGAUAAUUGUAAGGAAAGUGAAUGGGAUGAAGAAAAGUUUUUGGCUUCUAAACGGCAAAUUUUGCCUAAAAAAAUUGGCUUGACCAGGCAAAAUAAAAAACAAAAUUAUACAUUACAAAAGGAUGUUUGUUAUAUGCUUGAUAAUUGCAGAGUAAUCUAAUGGGAUGAAUAACAGUUUUAUUUUAUUGAAUAAAAAUUUUUAUCAUUAGUAAAUUGUAUAAAUUCAGUUUCUAUUCAAGUUCUAGAGACUGACAAUUUAAUUUUUUUUUUUAAUUUAUGCGCUUAAAAUAUAAGUAAAUAUUU